Molecule: messenger RNA, 807 nt
Organism: Ctenocephalides felis (cat flea)
Lineage: Eukaryota; Metazoa; Arthropoda; Insecta; Siphonaptera; Pulicidae
Product: zinc finger protein 525-like
Exons: 2
Coding region: 1-807 (268 amino acids)
Biological process (GO): regulation of transcription by RNA polymerase II
Molecular function (GO): DNA-binding transcription factor activity; RNA polymerase II cis-regulatory region sequence-specific DNA binding
Source: RefSeq, a predicted model, not a curated record
AUGUCUAUGAAUGAUCAGACAAUUAAAAUUGAACCACCAGAAUAUUCACCAGAAGACAUUAAACUCGAAAUGGAGGAUGAAUUUGAUUAUCCUGAUGUUGCUGUUAAAUCUGAAUCGUGUUCUGAAGAUGAUGAUACAUUAUUUACGGAAACACAUCAUUUAAAAGAGCAUAUGAUCGAUCAUAUGCCUAAUAAUAGCAAAGAAAGUCCUUUCAAAUGUGAAAUCUGUUACAAGACUUUCAAUCGAUUACGUAAUGCGAAAAGGCACAUGCUCAUUCACAGUGGUGAGCGUCCCCAUGAAUGCAAUGUAUGCAAAAAGACUUUCACAGAAAAAGGUAAUCUGAAACGUCACAUGCUGAUGCAUAGUGGAGUACGUCCCCAUGAAUGCAAUAUAUGCAAUAAGAAAUUUACACAAGCAGGAGGUCUGAAAAGGCACAUGCUGAUACACAGUGGAGCACGUCCCCACGAAUGCAAUAUAUGCAAAAAAACAUUUACGCAAUCGAGCAAUCUGAAAAGUCACAUGCUGAUACACAGUGGAGUAUGUCCCUGUGAAUGCAAUAUAUGCAAUAAGACAUUUGCAGAAUUAAGUAAUCUGAAACGUCACAUGAUCAUUCACACUGGAUUAAGGCCUCAUGAAUGCAAUAUAUGCAAAAAGACAUUCAGACAUUUACAUAAUCUAAAAUUCCACAAGCGCUCUCACAGUGGCGAGCACUCUCAUGAAUGCAAUAUAUGCAAAAAAACAUUUAUAGAAAGUGGUCAUCUGAAAAGGCACAUGCUGAUUCAUAAACGAGAGCAUUAUGAUAAAUAA